GAAUUCUCGCACCUGAGCGCUACGCUUGAUACAUCCAAAAUGGACCAAUGGUUAUAGCUGGCCUAACAUUAAUAUUUUGUUAUCUAGGACCUGAGGCCUUGAGGCUUCGAAGCCUGAUGGGCCACCGUUACGCCAAGCUCCAAGUAGGACACUCGUGAUUCGCCGUUCACUUUGCGCCGGUAAACCUCACUGCUACUAGUUAGCGCUCAACGUUCGCUCAACUCCCACCCAUCGCAUUCGCGAGAACAUGAGUGCUAACACGAACAACCUCUCCUCGACUCCACAGACCAUUUAUAUCAGACAUGUGGUUCAUCCAGAGAGUGGCAAUGCCUUCCGCGCUGUAGCAGCUUCCACUAAAUCUCUCAAAGCAAGCCAGAAGGACUUCGGCGUACAAUGUACGCAAUGUCAAACGAAAUUGGAGAAGCCUUUGAAAUGCGCAAAGUGUAAGGGCGUCUGGUAUUGCUCAAAAGAGUGCCAAAAGAAAAAUUGGUCCACCCACAAACCGGCAUGCCACGAAGUCGAACGCUCCUCGGGGGUAUUCAAAUUCAUACAAAUGUUCGGUGUAAACCCGUUGCUCAUGGGGCUCCUCAAAGUCGGUAUCAUCUUUGACUGUGGCCUGUUCGACAAUCCCCGGAUCGGAUUCGAUGUGCCAUUCAUGGCACGUGUUGACAUUGCAAUGGAACCUAGUGACGUCCUUGACUUUAUUAGAUUGUAUUUCAACGACAAGGCCGUUGGAGACAAGCUUCAAGGGAUGUUGCAAGUCAAUGGCGUCACUCCGUGGCACCCAAGCACACAAAGUCCCCUUACGCCGAAGCGGCUACAGCUGUGGCGUGAGGCUCGAGCAAAGUAUAACGCAGACGGUCUUACCAAAGAUCCCGUAGGACUCGUAGAGUUCAUUAGCUGUAGUUGUGCAGAAGACUUAGGGAACUCGGUGACUGCUGAGUUGCACAUCCCGGCUGGUAUCCUUGACAUUGCAAGGCAACGCGAGCCCUUCAUAUUUGUCUCUGCUAUCACAGACACAAAGUUCAGCAAACCCAUGAACACUGUGACAUGUCUAGAGUAUAUCAAUGUGCAUAUUCGAAUGGAUAAGCAGAAUCAGCUACGUUUGCGGGCUGAGAUGACAGAACAAGACAAGGAAGCCAUUCGCGCUGCAGGUCGUAAUGAGAAUACAUUUCCAGCUUGUAUCCUCAAAAAGAAGAUGGAAAGAGAACACAUCUAUGCUGGUAUCAUGGAAAUGACACGUGAAACAGUCAAAUGAUCUUCGUACCUUUCUGAUCGGAGUCUCUUGUACGACACCUCUUGAAAUGGGCUGCCAUUGACAUGUGCGAGCGAUAAUCAGUCGCCAGCACAAUCUUGUCCAAUACCUGUGUACUAUUAGUAGGAAAAAAGUUGACUUGAUAUCAGCUGCCGCGAAAUAGUAAUCAGACGAUGCCACAUACUCGCCAACGGUCAAUAUUUUCAUUUUUCCUAUAUUUUAAUCUCAAUUGUUACUCUGAUCUCAACGGGCGUUGAAUCCACGUUGCGAAGUGCCUAUUUGACAUGACCAAAC
Molecule: messenger RNA, 1549 nt
Organism: Suillus discolor
Lineage: Eukaryota; Fungi; Basidiomycota; Agaricomycetes; Boletales; Suillaceae
Exons: 6
Coding region: 248-1258 (336 amino acids)
Source: RefSeq, a predicted model, not a curated record